Bolinopsis microptera is the source of this 5133-nucleotide messenger RNA. RefSeq lists its product as uncharacterized. The record is from RefSeq and is a predicted model, not a curated record. The coding region runs from base 1 to 5133 and encodes 1710 amino acids. Gene Ontology annotation, molecular function: RNA-DNA hybrid ribonuclease activity; nucleic acid binding. The transcript has 3 exons. Lineage: Eukaryota; Metazoa; Ctenophora; Tentaculata; Lobata; Bolinopsidae.
AUGUCAAGCGAUAAAGAGAUGGAUCCGCCUAAGAUCAAGAUAGUUUAUCCUGACGUGGAUGCGGAUAGUAUCACAGAAUCGGAACUUAACCUUCUCCGCCUAAGCCCCGACCAUCUCAGCGACUCUUACAUCAAUAUACAAGCGGGAGACUUGGAGGAGCAACACUGUCGCUCUAGAGUGAACAGUGGUACCUCCGAGACUCUCCACACCACAAUGAAAGGGCUGUCCGUGCUCAGUCCCUCCAGUAAGAGGGGAGACAGACGGGAUUCGGCAAAAUCGAGGCAGUCGGAGAAAAGGGAUGCCUUGCUUAAUGCUGCUAGAGCAGCAGCAAGCAGCAGCACCGAUCACCGGCCGCAACCGAUUACCACCCCCUCUCCUGCAUCUCACCCAAUUACGCCUGACAACUUGCCCUCAGCUUCAACUGGGGACAACUCCGCUCUUUCACCGAGCGCUAACACGGCUGGGCCCGGAAACCCGACCAAGACUGCCCCCGACGGAGUAAAAUCCAAUGGGCUUGUCGAGAGAGGGGGACCAAACCCAACGGUUACGCGUUCGAACAGCAACAGGAGGUCCAGGGGCGGCAGGGGCAGGGGUAAGAACAAGAGCAAGAACGGUGCUCCUGUCAGCUCGGACAACCCCCAACUACAACACCAACAACAACAACAACCACAACAACAACAACAACAACAGACACAACAACAAGACCGGCAGCCAGAGUUUGAGGACGGGGAGGAUGAGGAGGAAUUGCUUCCCACCCCCGAAGAGAUAUACAGGAAGGGUGAUCCUGUGAUCACCCUUCUUGCUGUCAAGGAAGGGGAGGGUAGUGAUGCGAGCGAUCUCAUCGCCCGCCAACUUUUCCUCGUCCCACAGCCUCUGGUAAUUACGUCGUUAGUACCGAUACCUGGUGGAUCGCGAUUAGAGCUGGCGGACCUGGCGUCUGCGGAGGUGGUAACAGCGUGCCUUGAAAAGGCAGGCUGGACAGUCACCUCCCAGGACGUUUGGAGCCGGUACGCCUUUUACGUGCCAAAUCAGUUAUCGGGGAAGGGACCUAGUGAUGUUGGUCUUGACCCUCAUACUAUAGUACGGGGACUAAUGCUGAGGAACGUAGCGCAUGGUCUACCAUGCAGCUCUCUGAGGCACGUGUCCAAUACCUGGGAGACUGUGGAAGUUCAGCAACAGGAAGGCGGGGUGCCCGAACCAAAAGGUCCUAGUACUGGUCCGGUGAGGGAAACUGCUGAUGCUGAACUCCACGUCUCCAACACCAACACUAAUGCAAACCCCACCACCCCCACCACCAAUACUAUUCCAACCGAUACCACCCCCACAAACAACAAUAACAUACAACGACAUAAGACACGCAGAGGUGGAAGGGGCAAGAAGACCACCUCAAAAACUACAGCCAAAACAGGUAAAACUCAUUUUGAACAUUACUCUGUUACCCAAAUCAACCUCAAACGCAAGUACAACGCCUGGAAAACCCUGCUAGUGAACACUCACGGCAGGAAAAAUCCUAUUAUACUUGCUACGGAACCAUACACAAACAACAAGAACCAUAUCCCAACUAUAAGCAAGGACCUAACUGAGUAUUAUUAUAAGGCCGGGGACAUUAGGCCACGUGCCGCCGUAGUAAUACACAAAAACCUAGCCGUCAAAAGCUGGGAACUGCUGCAAUUUACAACCCCGGACCAGGUAGCCAUUAAGAUCCAACUAAGCUCAACAGAAGUAAUUCUGGCAGCUUCGUACAUGGAUAUUAAUGGCCCUGCUCCAUCCCACGAGACAACACCUUUAGCCAAGUAUGCUAUUGAUAACAACAUACCGCUUAUCAUAGGGUCUGACACCAACUCCCAACACACUCUCUGGGGUAAUAGGAUGUGCAAUAGUAGGGGGGAGGAUCUCCUAGAUUUCCUCUCGUCACUAGGGCUCGCCUGUUCCAACAGAGGGUCAACACCCACAUUUCUCAACUCACGCGGUCAUAAUUCCAUUAUUGAUCUCACCAUAACUAACCAAAAGGGGGCGGAGCUGAUCAGCAACUGGCACGUUAGCGAUCUUUACUCUAACUCAGACCACAGAUAUAUUAUGUUUGAUAUAACAUCCGGCCCCAAAAAAGAACCACGUCAAAUACGACUAGUCAAGCACACUGACUGGGCGAAAUUUGACGAGAUUCUACAGAACAACAACGACCUCCACAGUAACGGCAUUAUCACACCCCAAGAAAUCGACCUAAAGGUCAACACCUUAAACUCUGCUCUCAGGACAGCCUUCGAGGAGGCAUGUCCUAUAACUUACAUCUCGAGUGCGGUCCGCAAACCUCCCUGGCUAACUCGAGAAGUCGAGGAAGCUCAGAGGGGAAUAAGACGCAAACUCAUUACAGCCCGCAGAAAGAAAACUGACGCUUCGUGGCUUGCUCUCCGAGAAAGCAACAAGCAAUACAACAAGAUCCUGUCAAACUCCCAGCGCAAUGCGUGGCGGAACUUUUGCAGAGACACAGAAUCGGUCAAAGAAUCUGGAAGGAUGAGCAAGAUUCUGAAAACCUGUACUGACACCAACAACAAACUAGAAGCCAUUUAUAAACCCAACGGAGAACUCACCAAAAACGCAGAGGAGACACUGGAGGUCAUGACUCAAACCCACUUCAGGGAGAGUGUUACUGAUCCGCCAGUCCCGCCCCUCGGCCCAAUACCCAUCUCCUCAGACUUACUAGACAAAAUCUACAGCCCUGAAAGAAUCGAGAAGGCCCUCAUGUCUUUCGAUCCUUUAAAGGCUGCAGGACCGGACACCCUGAAACCGAUCAUCUUCCAGAAAGCCUGGAACCAUAUCAAAGAUAUAACACAAAACAUCAUGACAAAUAAUCACAAAACACAACACAUCCCUACUUUGUGGAGGGAUUCCAUCGGAAUCUUCCUCCCCAAACCCGGCAAAACCGACUACAACAAGGCUAAGUCUUUUCGCACAAUCACUCUCUCACCUGUGAUGCUAAAAUUACAGGAGAAAGUGAUUCUUUGGCACAUGCAACACGACCUCAACAUAGCAAAUGACAUAAACAAACGUCAAUUCGGCUUUAGGAAGGGCUGCUCAACAGAAGCGGCUCUUCAUAAAGUUACCCACACCAUUGAGCGCAGAAUAGCUAAGAAGGGAUAUGUCCUAGGAGUUUUUCUUGACAUAGAGGGCGCCUUCGACAACGUCUCGUUCAAAGCUAUUUCUGAUGCAGUCAGGGCCACGAAAGUGGACCUAGCUACAGCGCAAUGGAUCAUCAACAUGGUCACUAAUCGCUUUAUCAAUCUAAGUCAUAAGGAUAAGUCGAGAAGGGUACAGAUCAGGAGAGGCUGCCCACAGGGAGGCAUCCUUUCUCCUUUUCUAUGGAACCUGGUAGUCGACGAUCUCCUCUCCUUUACUGCGAAGGACAUACCGGGUUACCUGCAAGCCUUCGCAGAUGACCUGGCUUCACUAGCAGAAGGAAAUGACCUGGACAUCAUCUGGAACCGCACAUGCAAAACCAUCAAUACGAUAGAAAAAUGGUGCCAAACCAAGGAUCUAUCUAUCAGCGCACUCAAGACUCAGAUAGUCAUGUUUACCUGGAAUACUAAGUGGACUUUGAGACCAAUAAAAGUUGGCAACAACAUUAUAGGUCUCUCGAAGUCGGCUAAAUUCCUAGGUGUGACAUUAGACAGCAAACUCAAUUACAAUGAACAUAUCAUCAACAUCACCAAAAAAGCCACGGCAUCCCUCAUGCAAUGUCGAAGAGCUGUCGGCCCCACAUGGGGUAUGAGCCCUAAAACUUGUAAAUGGAUGUUCACAGCGGUCAUUCGACCCAUUCUGUCCUACUGCUGUAGUAUAUGGAUCAGGGCAAUUGACACGGACUACAAUGCGAGGAAGCUCAAACGUGUGCAGGCAUUGGCACUGAGAAUGAUGUCUGGUGCCAUGCCAAGUACACCCUUCCUCGCAUUGAAUCACCUUACUGACACCCCAGACACCAUACUAUUCCUGAGGGGCGAAGCAGCGAAGGGAGCAGCAAGGCUUCAAGCCUACGGCAGCCUCACUCUUGAAACUAUCGCCCACAGGAAGGGAACUAUCAAAAACCACACCACAAUCAACAAACAAUUCAUGGAGGAUCUCAACAUACCACCUAGAGCCACAAGAGACCUCACAGCACCAACCAUGAUGCUGGGACGGCACUUCACCGUCACCACUCCUGGAACUAACAACACUGAAUACAGAACCGCACUCCAACACACCAUCGACAACAUUACCAGUGAAACGAUCACCUGCUACACAGACGGGUCUCUAUCAGACUCCGGAAGUGGGGCUGGGUACAUCAUCACGACUGACAACAACAACACCAUCCUGGAAGAGAGAUCAUUCAAGCUCCCUGAUUAUUGCACUGUCUACCAGACGGAGCUUACUGCAAUCAUUGAAGCCUGCAAGUAUCUCUCAUCCUACACCAAUUCACACAUCAUUAUAUGGUCUGAUAGUCUCUCCUCCAUACAAGCUAUUUCCUCGCUUUCAACGAGGAGCAGAACUACUAGAGACUGUUAUGACACCCUUAACGCACUCGGAUCGAACAACACUCUAGAGAUCCGAUGGAUCGCAGCCCAUAUUGGGUUGUGGGGAAAUGAAAAAGCGGAUGAGCUGGCCAAGCUUGGCACGACCAGCGAACACGUUUUGAAAUGCCCAAUCCCUCAAUCUUACAUCAAACGACAAAUCAACAACAAAGUCCACAGACUGAAUCAGGAUAUCUGGUUAACGGAUGGUCCUAGACACACCAAACUAACACUUGGCCAAAAGCACACCAAAAUAAUCAAUAAUAUAAACACGUCACUCAUCAACAAUAGACAAGACUAUAGAACCGCAGUCCACCUAAUCACGGGCCACUGUGGCUUAAACAAACACCUUCACACCAUCCGCAAAUCUAGCACCAGUGCUUGUCCUAUGUGCGGUGACGGAGAGGAAACUGUCUCACACUUUCUUGGACAGUGCCCAGCUAUUGCCCAACUAAGAGGUCAAUACUUUCGGGACUACUACCUCUCGGUCAACGACAUAUUCGACAACCACCACAUUACCACAAUCGUCAACUUCACAAACCGCACCAAACGCUUAAUAGUACCAGAAGAACUGGAUCAGACUGGCGUAACUUAG